AUGCCAAUCGUGACUGAGAAGGUCGACCUGCUUUCCAUUACUAUUGAGGAGCGCGAGCACGUACUGAAGGAGGUUGUUGUACAUAAUUACGAUCUUGCCUCUAUCGAUUUUAACAUUUUUGCAGUUCGUGAAGCGGCCACAAAUCCUUUAAACGCCGCUGCUUUUGUUGCGUAUAAUCUCAUUCUCAGCACUGGACUGCCACAGAAAUUUAACUGUCGUGAUGAGACCCUUCUGAACUUCAUUUUACAGUGUCGCAGGAAAUAUCGAAACGUUCCUUACCAUAACUUCUUCCAUGUUGUGGAUGCGUGUCAGACAAUGCAUACAUACUUGUUCGCGGGUCGCUCGUGUGACUUUCUGACGGAGCUGGAGUGCUUUGUGCUCCUUAUUACCACAUUGGCGCAUGAUCUCGACCACAUGGGUCUCAACAAUAGUUUCUACCUUAAGACGGAGUCACCACUCGGUAUCUUGUCGAGUGCCAGCGGCAACACAUCGGUGUUAGAGGUGCACCACUGCAAUCUCUCUGUGGAGAUUCUUUCCAAUCCUGAGUGUGACGUGUUUGAAGGUCUGCAGUCGGAUGAUUUAAACCACGCGUAUCGCUCCAUGAUCGACUGUGUGUUGGCAACCGACAUGGCCAAGCAUGGCGAAGAGGUGAAUCAAUUCGUGAGUCUUAUGUCAAACGGCUUUGAUCGUAACGAUGAGCGACAACGUCGGAAGCUAAUGGAAAUGCUAAUGAAGGCUGCUGACAUAUCAAACGUUACAAAACCGUUUGAGAUCUCUCGGUUGUGGGCGAUGGCGGUGACUGAAGAAUUUCACCGCCAGGGUGACAUGGAAAAGGAAAAGGGAGUGGAGGUGCUUCCUAUAUUCAAUCGGUCUCUGAACACUGAGCUAGCCAAGGGCCAGAUCGGCUUCAUCGACUUUGUGUCCGCCAAGUUUUUCAAUACCCUUGUGUCGAUGCUAUGCCACGACAUGCAAUGGUGUGUAGACCGUAUUAACAGCAACCGUAAGUCAUGGAAUGCCCUUCUGGUAGCCAAGUGA
Molecule: messenger RNA, 1035 nt
Organism: Phytomonas sp. Hart1
Lineage: Eukaryota; Euglenozoa; Kinetoplastea; Trypanosomatida; Trypanosomatidae
Source: the annotation of a GenBank genome assembly